This is a messenger RNA of Meleagris gallopavo (turkey), 4400 nucleotides long. RefSeq names its product inhibitory synaptic factor family member 2B (gene INSYN2B). The record is from RefSeq and is a predicted model, not a curated record. NCBI's taxonomy places the organism in Eukaryota, Metazoa, Chordata, Aves, Galliformes, Phasianidae.
UUAGAAGUGUCAGCAGUGACUCCCCACAGUCCCUCUGAUUAGAAGCUCAUUUCUCCUUCAGGUCAGAUUCUCUGUUGAACUCUGCUUUGCUUUACAUUUCUGCUGUGUCAGAAAGUCAACAAAUACAUACCUUACCGAAGUAUCAAACAUGCAGACUGCUGUCCACAACCAUUUUGUCUACUAAAGAAGGGAAACCUCCUUUAACUUCAGGUUAUGGCCACUAGAGGUCUUUUACUUUCAUGUUAGCUGCUGUUCAGUUUGUACUGCCCUUUUUUUAUUUAUUUAUUCCUGCGUGAGCAGAUCUAGUACACUUCUUGCAUAUAAACAGUGACAAUUACAAUAUAAAAGACCUAUUAUACUUUAUCUUGGAGUAACAUUAGAGCUAGUGAGAGGCUUAUCUACUUUGUAAGACUAAGAAGACAUUUCCUGUGGGUACACUCAAAGAUUUCAGGAAAUAUUUCAUGCUAUUCUGCAUUUGCUGGUUAUUCAGAUUGGACCAUCUUCUGAUGUCAAAGUAUUUACAAGAUUUUCUCAAAUGACACAAUACCUCAGAUACAGUUGGCCUCCUGUUCGCAUGGACUGAAGUAACAACUACACAUAGUAAUGCUAUGUUUUUAUCUGGUCACAAGUGGCUACGUUAUUUUGAAAUGUUAAUUUAACUUUCAACAGUAAAAACACGGCUGAAGAAGAAAACUUUCUUAAGAAAGCAAUUCAGUUUGUUAUUAAUUAAUAUAAUUUCAUCAGUAAAACUAUGCAUUGGAAAUGAAAGUGCCCCCAAAAGUUGCAAUGUCUGUUUAGUCAGGACGCAUUUAAGAUGUGUGACUGAUCUGUCAUAUAAAAAAAAGCUGGAUUGCUAAUGGAGAGGUGACUGACAAAUAAGAGCCAUCGGGAAAGCCAUAAGACACAGUGUGACCUUUAAAUGAGUUAACUGUAAGCAUAGCUGUCUACUGCAAUUCUGUAAAAUGAAGAAUCAUGUUUGCUUCAGAAGACUUUCUGCAUUUUCCAGCUACAAUAAAUCUUUCUUUACAUUUUAUAUUUAAUAUCUUUACCUUAGUGUUCAGUCUAACGAGCAAUUAAAUUUGAAAAAGAACAACAAGAAGAAUGAAAUGCUUAUCUUGUUCAUUAGCAAGGUGUUCAUUUGAAUCUAAGGUAUACAAUCAUAUGACAGAGUUCAAAUGACAAAUGUAAUGUGCUUCUUUGCGACCCAUUACUUGCAGACUUUAAAUUGUGAUUCAAUGGCCCAGCAAAACAUGAAAAUGCGCCCGGUGCUACUGAAGAGAAACAGUCUGGAUUCAUUUGAUUUUAUGAGACAGCCACAUCACCGCAGAAGCAAAUCUCAGCAAGUUCGUUUCAAGGAUGAUGGUAUCAACACAAAGACAGUGGAUGUCACUGAACUGGAUAAUAAUCCUGCCCAAGAUAUUGCAUUAAUGAUAGAAAAUACAGAAAUAUCUCAACAACACAAAUUUUUGUUACAACCUUCAUCUUUUCCAAAGGCUCAGAAGGGGCUUCAGAAUAUUGCCAUACAAACAUCUCCUAGCCUCAGGAAACACUUCCCUGUUUUUAGAAGAAAAAAACUGUUGGUAAGCAAAUCACUAACAGAAAUGCCAAGUGAGCCUAAAGACUGCAUUCCAGUAAAUGACAGUCUUUCUGAACAAGACAUUAUGUCUUCAGACUUCUGUUACUUAAGAAUAAGUAGCCAUUUGGAAGAUGGAUUCAGGAAUAUUCAGGUGGAUGGUCAGUCAAGUCAAAGACUGCCAGAAGCACAGAGAAAUGGACAUAUCCAAAUCCACGAUUCCUCAGUAACAGAAAAGACAACUGCUUCUACACAGGUGCCUGAAUACAUUCAUGUGAAUUUUCCACAAAACACUGAUACUUCCAUGGAUGCAUCAGACACAAACAUGAAUUUAAGUAAUUUACUGCAUUCUUCUAAUUCUUCUACUAUCAUAAAUAGUAAUGAAAACAAUGAAACCAGCAUGCUGUCACCUAUUUCUGAAAAAAUAUGCCCUUGCCUAAGUGAUUCCACUAAUGGCAAUGAUUGUAAUCCUCAUUCUGACUCUUGUGAAACAGCUAACAGUGAUUCUGAGUUACUUGUAGUCAGCAAAGAUACAAACAGUAAAGAAACUACUCCAUUAUCACCUCCAUCAAAUCAAAGUUCAUCUCCUUGUUUCCUCAGAAACUACUUACAGACAGUAGAGAAUAAAACAGAUUCCAGCUGUGUGACAGUAACAAAUGAUGAUCACACAGUAAUGUCAUCGACCAGCAGUAAUGCUUCAAAAUCUGUUUCUUCAGUUAGUACUGAAACUGAGAAAAAUUCUACUCUGUCUGAUGUUUCCCAAUGUAAUGGCUCUUUAGAAGGAUUUCACACGGAGUCUUAUCUGCCAAGGAAUGAAAUAAAACCACACAUCAACAAAGAGAUUAGUGAAAUAAAUCAAAUUCAUUUGACACAUGGUGAACUAUGUGCUCUACAAGGCAAGCUGCAGUCUGUAGAGGAGUCGUUGCUGUCAAACCAGGAGAAGAUUAAAGUCCUUUUGAAUGUAAUUCAAGACCUUGAAAAAUCCAGAGCCCUCAGUGAAGGGCGCAACUUCUACCACACUGGUCAAGACCUCAACAACUGCAGCACGUGUCAGAACACCGCGUGUAUAAUUUACAGCGUAGAAUAUGACUUCAGACAACAGGAAGGAAGAUUUCAACAGAUUUUGAAAAGGCUGGAUCAUGCAGAGCAAAAUCCAGCUUCAGCUUCGCCUCAGAAGCCAUCAUUUGAUCAUCCUCUUCCCGAGAAAAAGGAGUUAAGGAAGAAAACAAAAAAGGUGAAAAAAAAAUGCUUCUGGUGGAUUUGACUUCCUUACAGAUCUUAAACUAAAACAAUUUUUAUAUUUCAAAAGACAAUAGAGCAAAAAGAGGUUUGGAAGCACAGAACUGAAAAUACACUAUUAUGAAAUCACUAAACUAAAGAAUAUUUAAUUGAGUAUCAAAUCAGAAGAAUUGAUUUAAAUUAUAUCACUGAAUAAAGACACAUGAAGAGACUGUUUCUGAAAACGAAAUUUAAGUUUUCUUUUUUCUUCUUUUUUUUUUUUGCUCCGGUGAUCCUCACAUUCUUUGUAAAGACAUUUUUGUUCAAGUUCAAAAAAAAAAAAAAAAAGACAAUGGUAGUCAAACCUGCAGACUUCAUUUCAUAUUCUUAAGCAACAUGAACUAAAAAGAACUUCACUGAUCUUUGAACAGACUGCAUAAUCAAAUAAAAGUUCAGGGGAAUCUCCUCAGAGGAGCUAAUUACAAUUAUUUCACAUCUCCAGUGAAAUAUAUUGGUUGUUGUCAUCUACGAUUUAACCAUAAUGAAGAAUUUCAGGUUCAAGUUUUAUUCUGUUCUUAUAUCAGUUCAAUUUGAAAAUGAAUUAUUUCGAAGUUUCUCAUUUAAUAGACUUUUGUUAAGUAUCUUAAAAUUUAAAGGAAAAAAAAGGAUAUCAUAGUAAUUCUAGAUCUAAUUUCCUUCCUAAAUGAGGUCCAAUUAGAUCUUUUUUAGUUUUAAGCAUCUCCAGUGAUGGAGAAUUCAUAACAUCCAAGGGCGGCGCUUUCCAGCAUUUGUCCAUCUCCACAAUGAAAAGAACAUCUGAUUAGAUUUUACUGAAUUCUGACUUGUACUCAUUACAUCUUGCUCUAUCCCAAUGCACCUUACCCUGAUGAAUAGAGAGGAAUAGCCACUUUUGCCUCUGUACUACUAAAACACUCACCUAAUUCUUCCUCAUUGCAUUUAAUAUCUGUAUUGCUAAAUCAAAACAUUCUAAGGUGUUUGUUUAUUUGUUUUGGUUUGGUUUUUUUGCUUUAGGAGGGUAAAUGACUUUAUUAAAUACAACAUAGAUAAGUGAAUAUUAAAAAAAUUUGUUCUGCAGAAUUUUUCUUAAACUCUGGUUAAACAGUUCAAAUGAUGCCAGGGUCUUCAACAGAUUUACCUUUAGAUCCUCCUUUUUUAUACCAUAUAUUAUUAGUUCUGUAAUAUUAGUUAAAAAUGUCUAUUCUUUUUGUACACUUCUGUGUUUCUCCAGUGCUUAGGGUUAACCAGACAUUUGAAAACACCUUAAAAACAAUUAUGCAUAGAUGUCAGAAAAGACCAAAGAUUACAAAAACCAGUCUUCAUUUACAGUGAUGCUAUGUCAUAUGGCUUAAUCAUGAUUAUCAUGAUAUUAAAGGACAACAGUUUUAAAAAUAAUGUUAAGUACAAUCCAUAUGGAAUUGACAGACAUAGAAUUAUCAUUACUUUAAAGACCUUUUGAAGGGAAAGCUGUACAUGCAAUGUUACUAGCAAAGUAUAUGCCUUUAGUGAGCCAGAAAAGUUUGUCAAUAAUGGUUUGUGGAUAUAGUAGGCACCAGAAUUUAUUAGAUAAGAGUAUGUAAUUUUAUCACAC